This is a messenger RNA of Trichomycterus rosablanca, 1942 nucleotides long. It is a transcript of the gene inavaa, whose product is annotated as innate immunity activator a. Gene Ontology annotation, biological process: adherens junction maintenance; positive regulation of protein ubiquitination. The record is from RefSeq and is a predicted model, not a curated record. The transcript has 9 exons. Bases 1 to 1770 code for a protein of 589 amino acids. NCBI's taxonomy places the organism in Eukaryota, Metazoa, Chordata, Actinopteri, Siluriformes, Trichomycteridae.
AUGGACUGCAAAGAAGAAAUCAGUGAUUCAGACAGUGGAAUCAUCCUAAAUUCUGGUCCCGACAGCCCUACAUCCCCUGUGAAGGAUUUAAGUAUUCACACACGGGCCAUGAGACUUAAACAGCAGGCUCUAGAGGACAGACUGGAGAUGUGUUUUCUAGAGCUGAAGAAACUUUGUGUCAGAGAGGCUGAACUUACUGGAAAGCUGCCACCUGACUAUCCAUUAUUGCAGAACGAGAAGCCUCCACAGAUACGGAGACGUGUGGGUGCCUCUUUUAAACUGGAUGAAGGCUUGCUUCAGGAAGGAGAGGAAUCAGUGCUGCAUGCACUAGAAGCAGAUCUGGCUCUCCAGAGGCAGAUUUAUGAGGCCUCCCGAAGGCUGUCCCUUGAGGAACACCUCAGCAAGCCAGUGAGGAAGAGUCGACUGCAGCAGUGCAAACGCGAGUUAAAGAAAAUGAAGGAGCUGCAGGAAGCUGUGCAGAAACAUUGCAGUAACCAUGGCUGUGUUUCACGACAGACAUGCCGUACCUCCAGACAGAGAGACUUGUCCAUAUCUGAUGACAGCUCUCUGUCAGAUGCUGCAGCCCUGGAUGAUGAUUUUGAAACAGGUCCGAUGUCCCCGAUGUCUCCUAUUUCUGGGGGCCGUUUACCCUUGCCGACAUUUACCCUUUCACCCCGCCGUUGUGCAAAGCAGACCGGUUCCAGCUCUAGCCUGGAAUAUGAGCGAUCACCUGUCCAAAAUACACCAUGGAAGGAAUCCAGUCUAGAUCAGCCCUACCAGAAACUGAAGAAGCCUUCCUCUGUCAGCAGCAGCAGGUCAAGCAGUCCAACAGACACAGUGUCUGACCUGAGACUGGAUGACAUUCCUCCUGCUCCGCAGUUCGUGUUUAAGAGUCUGGCAAUGCAGAAUAACAACUUUAACAGCGCCCCCACCACCCCAGAGCUGCCACUGCGCCGCCAUAUCUCCCAGUCAUUCAGGAUUUUAAGACCUAAGCCAGAUGUGAACAAACCAGGCUUGGACCUAAGUCGCGAAAGAACAAAGCUGCCACGUCGGCGGGUUACUGAUUUUGCCCUGGCUUAUUCAGUGCAGCGCCUUUAUCAAUGCAGCUCAGAAGACAGCAGUUCAGAGCACUCCAUAUCCUCCUUUAGUAGCUCAUCCAGCCGUGAAUCCACGACCGAGGCUACCAAAGCUCUCCCACCUCCUUAUGGGUAUCAUCGCACUCUUCAGAACAACUCUCAAAGCCAGCGCUCUGCUCCUAAGCUCCCUCCCCAAAACAACCAAACUGUAAACAAACCCAUCAACAGACAAACUGUCACCGGUUCCUGUCGGGAGAAGAGUCAGGAAAGGAUGUUGUCAGAGAAAGAAAAGGGGAAAAUGAACUUGCCGUCAGCCACACCAAACACAAAUAAACAACAGCAAGUGGACGUGACUUCUCCCAAGCGUAUGCCUCCACCUUACUCCAGUCUGGCUCGCACCACUUCACUGAGGGAGUACCCCAGUCACCAAGGCAGGUUGUUUCUUCGGGAUGUGGUCACAAAUGACCUCAAGACAUGGCAUCAGAAGAAUAAUGCAACAGAGAUGCUUCAGAAGCUUCAGCCACAGGAGCAGCAUAAGCCUAUAAAACGUACCCCCAAUAAAGAGCCGCCGGCCUACAACCAGAUACAGUCUCAAAGACAGACUCCUCAGAAAGUGAUCCUGCAGAGAGCCGCUGAUGGAACCCCUCUGCAGUGGUAUGAAAAACAAGACUGUGAGAUUGUAAGCCAAGUUUAAGCCUCAGUUAGCUGAACUAGACCAGCAUGUUUUAUUGACUUACGAUCAUCACUCAUCUGUAAUACACAUUGUUUAUAAUUUAUUUAUUGAGCCAAUGGACUCUGAUGCUGAUUAUAAUGAUAUUGUUUAAAAGGUAAAGCUGAGCCAAAUUAAUGUGGUACAGCUUUUUACC